This is a messenger RNA of Caenorhabditis auriculariae, 613 nucleotides long. NCBI's taxonomy places the organism in Eukaryota, Metazoa, Nematoda, Chromadorea, Rhabditida, Rhabditidae. The record is from the annotation of a GenBank genome assembly.
AUGUGUUCUGUGGUCUACAGUCUCCUGCCAAUUCAAAAGCGGCAGAUUGCGCGGAUGCCCGCGUUGUUGUUUGUUUCGUUCUGCCAGCGCGUGCCUCCUCUAUCGAUUGGUGUUUUCGGCAGACCACGCACAAACAACUUUUUUCUCCAUUUAAAAUGCCCUUCGUUCGAGUCCAAUUUCAUAUUUCUUUUUUAUUUCUCCUCUCCCUCCCGUUUUAAGUUUAAAUCUGCCUUCUCAAUCGACAGUUUUCAGGCUUAUAAUCUUCGAAAUGUCAUCAGCGGAGGAGCUUGCUGCUGAAUACGAGAAGGACGGAGGACCGGUUCGUUUUCAAAAACUUUUUUAGAAAGUAAUUUAUGGGUUGUAUCUAACUUUUUCUCGUUGUCAUUCCUGAUGAGUAUUUCAUAAUAAAUUAGCUCAAGAGAAACAAUUAUUUUAACAAGUUGUUACCUUAACUUUGGAAUUUUUACAGGAAUUCUCGGCGACCGGCGGAAACAAGAGAAGCAAGGCCGAGCGCGUGGAGCACAAGCACAGCUCGCAGCCCGGCGGCGACACGCGCAAAGUCGUUCAGACGGCUAUCAACGGCGAAAACAAGCGAAAGGAGCAAGCGAAAUGA